AUGAUGAAAGUAUUGAUCGCCCUUGCUUCGCUGUUGGCCCUGAGUGCCGGUCAGCUCAACACCUUGACCAACACGCAAGAAUUGGAUCCGGCUGGUAACUUCCGUCUGAAUUGGGAAGUCCUUCCUGAAAGCGGAGACAUCGUCUUGGAGAUCGUAGCCAACGCCACCGGAUGGGUUUCGCUGGAGAUUGUCACCGACGACGGUAAAUACGCCGAUGUCAUUUUCGGAGGCUACAACGAAGAAUUCAGUUUCGGUUACCUUGAGGACUGGAGCCUCGAAUGGACCCCUGGCGCUCACUUGCUUCCCAUUCCGGAUGCAAGCAAAGAUCUGAUCCUGCAAACAUCUUCUUUCACUGCUCCCACCACCACUCUCCGUGUCAAGCGAUCGCUCAACACCGGAGAUUAUUACGAUGUCCCCUUUCACAGCGGACAAAUGCCAAUUGGCUGGUCGUACAGCACAUCGGACGCUUACGACUCGGUUCACGAAGCUGCCGGUUUCGCCUACGUCACCUUCUAUUAA
Daphnia pulex (common water flea) is the source of this 519-nucleotide messenger RNA. RefSeq names its product DBH-like monooxygenase protein 2 homolog. NCBI's taxonomy places the organism in Eukaryota, Metazoa, Arthropoda, Branchiopoda, Diplostraca, Daphniidae. The transcript is spliced from 3 exons. Bases 1 to 519 code for a protein of 172 amino acids. The record is from RefSeq and is a predicted model, not a curated record.